AGGGCUAUUUAAAGAGGCCCUCCGGCCGGGAGCCGUGGUUCUGGGUGCCUGCACGUCUCCUCCCUCAUUACACCAUGGCGGACGCCUUUGUCGGCACCUGGAAGCUAGUGGACAGCAAGAAUUUUGAUGACUUCAUGAAGUCACUCGGUGUGGGCUUUGCCACCAGACAGGUGGCUAACAUGACCAAGCCUACCACAAUCAUCGAGAAGAAUGGGGACACUUUGGUCAUAAAGACACACAGCACCUUCAAGAACACAGAGAUCAGCUUCCAGCUAGGAGUGGAGUUCGAUGAGGUGACGGCAGAUGACAGGAAGGUCAAGUCAACCGUGACACUGGAUGGAGGCAAACUUGUCCAUGUGCAGAAGUGGGAUGGGCAGGAGUCUACGCUUGUACGGGAGCUAUGUGACGGCAAACUCAUCCUGACACUCACCCAUGGCAAUGUAGUGAGUACCCGAACUUACGAGAAGGAGGCAUGAGGCCGCUACGCUGUCACAGACUGUUCCUCUGCCAGCUGGCUACCCCUCGACUAAGCACCAGGUUGCCUCAUUUUUUUUCCUCUGGUGUUUUGUAUAAAUACACAUUGGUUGGGAUUUUUCUGGAGAUCAGGGCACCAGCCUGGAUUCCAGUUCCCAUUGUGUAUGUGGUUUAUUUUUUAAAACUGUACCCAAAGGGUGCUCCGAGGUCAAUAAAGCAGAGCCAAGGCC
Molecule: messenger RNA, 704 nt
Organism: Chionomys nivalis (European snow vole)
Lineage: Eukaryota; Metazoa; Chordata; Mammalia; Rodentia; Cricetidae
Gene: Fabp3
Product: fatty acid binding protein 3
Exons: 4
Coding region: 75-476 (133 amino acids)
Biological process (GO): fatty acid transport
Cellular component (GO): cytosol; nucleus
Molecular function (GO): fatty acid binding
Source: RefSeq, a predicted model, not a curated record